This is a messenger RNA of Oncorhynchus keta (chum salmon), 3736 nucleotides long. Its product is annotated as transmembrane gamma-carboxyglutamic acid protein 1-like. The coding region runs from base 257 to 850 and encodes 197 amino acids. Gene Ontology annotation, molecular function: calcium ion binding. The transcript has 4 exons. The record is from RefSeq and is a predicted model, not a curated record. Gene Ontology annotation, cellular component: extracellular region. NCBI's taxonomy places the organism in Eukaryota, Metazoa, Chordata, Actinopteri, Salmoniformes, Salmonidae.
UAACAUUCCUGUCACCCUGGUUAGCUUCGGGUCAUUCGGUUUUUAGCCACGGAUGUCUGAAAUUCACAGCACACUGCUUGUGACGGCCAUUUCCGUUGGGCGGUUAUCAGGGCAGGACUUAAAUGGGAAUAAUAGUGGACAUUGACGCUCUAUGGGAAAAGUGGCCUAAACACCCAGUGGAAAUGAUGGCCUACUUUCUAGUUUGGAUAUGUAGAGUUGUACACUGUCACCCAUCCCAAACAGACCAGAAGGAGUCAUGGGGAGUGUGUUCUUGCCGUCGGACCUCGCCAACACAGUGCUGAGGCGUUUGCGCAGGGACAAUGGCUACCUGUUAGAGGAGAUCCGUCAGGGCAACAUCCAGAGAGAGUGCAGAGAGGAGAUCUGCACCUACGAGGAAGCCAGGGAGGCCUUUGAGAACGAUGACAAAACUCAACGGUUCUGGGAGGAGUAUGUGCGGGAGAGCAGUGGCGGGCAGCAGUUGGAGGGCAGAGUCCACUCCCUCUACCUGAUCCUCCCCUUGCUCCUGGUGCUCCUGAUCUCCGGCGUGGCCAUCACUGUGUGGCGCUGCCACUCCCGCAAGCGCUCGGAACGCAACCCCGCGCUGGGCCACUCCCACCGGGACCCCACCCUAUCAUUAGUCUCCAUGGACCGGUGGGGGCGGGACCUCCACGACCACUCGGAGCUCAGCGUCAACAGUAGCCCCGCCGACCCGGGCUCGGAGGUCACGCCGGCGAGGGGAGGCAGAGGAGACCCGCCCCCGUCUUACGAUGAGGCGGUCGGCCACACAGAUGUGCACAUAGAGACAGAGCCUCCUCCUCAGUAUGAGGACAUCAUUGACCAUGGGAAGUGAAGUGACACCCCCCCCAUGCCCUGUCUCAACCGGCCUCCAUCCAGCUAGAUCAGGGGUGUCAAACUCAUUCCAUGGAGGGCCUUCUGUCUGCUGGUGUUUUUUUUCUUUUCUUCUCAAUUCAGACCAGUUGAGGGGAGGUACUAACUAAUCAAUGACCUUAAUUUGUCAGUCAGGUCCAAGGGAGGAGGGAAAACCUCAGUGGGAGGGAGGAGGGAAAACCUCAGUGGAAUAAGUUUGACACAUGAGCUUCCUGCCCGGUCUCACCCUCCUGCUCACCUCCCUCUAACUGUUAUGUUACUACACUAACAGAGAUGUUGGAUGCAAUAACGUUGAUGCUUGCACUGACCAUCGGAUAGGGGUGGAGUGAUGGUGAAGAUGAUACCAAAUGUUUGAUUUUGCUAUACCCAAAUGUACAGUUAUUUAACCAUACUGCCAUACAUCAGUGAUGUUAUGAGUACGCUGGAGGUUUGGGGCUUGAUGAAUGGUAAAAAAAGAAAACUGUUCUGAUUUCCAUACUUCUAAAAAUAAGAGCUAUCAAAUCUGAUAACUAAAAAGUUAUUUUCAAAACAUGAACAUUUUAAAAAGUAUUAUUUCAAGCUGUGUACUUUCUGAUCUGUGUGUGUGUGUGUGUGUGUUGUUUUGAAUGUUCUGGGAGUGAAUUGUAAAAAAAAGAAAAAAAGUUGUAAUUUUUGCCAUACAUUUUGGUUAGCCAGUAGUAGCUUUGUACACAGACUUGGAUGGAUCUAUCCCAGCGUCAUAUGAAUUAGUCAGGGACAGUCAAUAUUCUCAGAACAUAUUCCCUAAGUGUGCAUCCCAAAUGUUACCCUAUUCCCUAUGUAGUGUACUAAUUUUGACUCGUCCAUAUGGGUAUUAGUGCACUAAAUAGGGCAUAGCGUCUCCGUGUGACACUAUGGGAGCUGUGCUGGCGUGACCUGCGAGGGAACAUGGGACAGGAAGCUACACACAAUUACUCAUUUUCUCUCUUUGGGCUACAUACAAUAUUAAAUAUUACACACGCACAGUGUGUGUGUGUGUGAGCGCAUUUUUAUUUUACUGCGGAUAACAGCACCGACUACAUUGAUGAUAAUAAUGGUGUGAAUAACAUGAGGUGUUUGACUGAAGGCACUUUGUGUUGUGGCAGUUGGUUUGGUUCUAUUCAGCACUACCAAUAACACUCACCAAUAAUGUUGUCAGCUUUUGGGCGACUGUAUAUUUUACAUGCCAAUUAUGCAGCUGGGGGACUAAAUGUAGACAUCCUAAACACUAAAUAUCUGUGUAAUAUUCAUACAUGUAAUAUGACGAUGGCCCUGUAAACACUUAUUUCUUGAGACAAUGUAGUUUGACCGGGAUUCAAUCUUAUCCGCGUCAAAGUGCGUUGACAUUUUAACAGUAAUUCCUGAUUGUGCCGACAUUGCAACGUGUACUGUUAAUGCGAUCUCAGCAAACGUUGGGAACAUUGCCUUUAGAAGGCGUAAUGUCGACAGCACUCUACGUAUUGAAGUACGGCCUUUGUCUGCACAAUAAUGUUUACACAGUAAUUGUGCCGUGUCACUACAAAAAUAAUCACACAGCGUUGUUGAGAUUUUUUUUGCGUUGCAUCACAACCAUUGUGCCAAAUGCGUUAUACAUCAGUUGUAGAACUUGAGUGUGCACGGGGCCUGUGUAAUCUGUACACUGCAGAUGUAUGAGAGGACUGAUGUAUUUUGUUGACCUGUGGAACUGCAGCACUUAUCUCUAUGCUAUAUGACCUGUGAUUGGGAUGUGCUGGUUGAUGUAGACAUUUUGGUUGGGUUUAUGGCCCUGUCCAGAAAUGGCCCCUACCCUUUUAAUCAAGGCUCUCCAAUCCUGUUCCUGGAGAGCUACCCUCUUGUACAGUUUCACUCCAAUCCCUGUUGUAACUAACCUGGUUCAGCUCAUCAGCCAGCUAAUUAUUAGAAUAAGGUGUGCUAGAUUAGGGUUGGAGAGAGAACCUACUGGAUGGUAGCUCUUCAGGAACAGGGUUGGAGUGAGAACCUACAGGAGUGUCGCUCUCCAGAAACAGGGUUGGAGUGAACACCUACAGGAGGGUAGCUCUCCAGGAACAGGGUUGGAGUGAACACCUACAGGAGGGUAGCUCUCCAGGAACAGGGUUGGAGUGAAAACCUACAGGAGGGUAGCUCUCCAGGUUGACAGCAGAUACGUUUACCUCAUUUCAUGCAAUUCUACUCAUUUUGCCAUGGGGUAGUUUAACAGCAAAUGUUCUGCAAUUUGGCACAUUUUGCAUUAGGGUGGAGAGAUUAUUUUUUUUGGUUGCAGUUUUUAAUAUCUGAUUGAGAUUAACAAAAUCAAUAGGGGCCCCCGGUUUAUAAUUUUACCAUAAAAGCUUUAGAUAGCUGGCCACUAAAACAAGCAAUCUAAAAAUGUUUAGCUGACAUGAGCUAAUUGAAUGACUAUCAGUGACUUGACAUAAGAGAAACAGCUGAUGCACAUCCACAUUUGGAAAUUGCACUUUGUGUAUUCUAUUCUAACUCUCAACAGUCGUAAGUUGAUACCCUGACUGUUCCUAUUAUUAUUAUAUUAUUGAUUUGAUGGCCUUCGAAAGGCUGGCCGUCAGUUGCCAAGCCCUGUGUUAAAGCAAUAUGGUGAUAGUUCCACCUUUCCCUCUGAUAGGCUAAGUGGAAUAGUUGCUAUUUUGCUUACAUCUGUCCAAUCAUUUCAGAUCUUUUAAGUGUACACAUAGGUGGUAGAAGAUGAGUUUCUGGACAUGACCUAUUAUUGUACUGUUACCUUUUGAAAUUCUGUUUUUACAAUGCCUUAAGCAAAUACAUUAAUGUAAAUAUAUGGUAAACCUUUGGAUAUGUACUGACCUUGAAUUAAUUUGUAAUAAAAUACAUUCAAAUGUGUGGA